Amorphotheca resinae ATCC 22711 is the source of this 3492-nucleotide messenger RNA. RefSeq lists its product as hypothetical. The record is from RefSeq and is a predicted model, not a curated record. The transcript has 4 exons. Bases 115 to 3444 code for a protein of 1109 amino acids. NCBI's taxonomy places the organism in Eukaryota, Fungi, Ascomycota, Leotiomycetes, Helotiales, Amorphothecaceae. Gene Ontology annotation, molecular function: nitrite reductase [NAD(P)H] activity; 2 iron, 2 sulfur cluster binding; heme binding.
GUAUUGUAUUGAUUUGCCCUAUGGAAUAAUUACAUAGGUGUUCUGCCCUUUUCGAAAGGACCUUCGACAGACAUUCUUGUGAGGAACGUGAGCUGAUGCGAAAGAGUGCCCGCGAUGUCGAGUAACUUGCAGCCGCAGGUACCCAUCGAAGAGAGCAAGACUGGCCCUAUUGAGAAUGGAGGAAAGGGAGCUGAGAAUGAGAGCCAUGCAGGAGCCAGAAAGAAAGUCGUGGUUGUAGGGCUGGGAAUGGUUGGCAUUAGUUUCAUAGAGAAGCUAAUGAAACUCGACGCAAAGAGACGAGAAUACGAUAUCAUUGUCAUCGGCGAAGAAGCGCAUGUGGCAUACAAUCGAGUAGGAUUGACGAGCUUUUUCCAACACCGAAAAGUCGAGAAUCUGUACCUGAAUCCACAAGAAUGGUAUUCCAAUGUCCCAGAUGGGGCUCUUCAUUAUCACCUCAACACGAAAGUUACAGAAAUCCACCCAGAGCACAAAGUUGUCUCCUGUUCCUCCGGCGAAACUGUUCCAUAUGAUAUCCUCGUCCUAGCUACCGGCUCCGAUGCCCUCCUUCCCAGACACACUCCCGGCCACGAUGCCAAAGGCGUAUUCGUUUACCGCACGAUCGAAGACUUACAAAACUUAAUAGAAUUCUCCGCUCAGCGCAAGGGAACAUAUGGCGCUGUUGUGGGUGGUGGUCUCUUGGGGCUCGAAGCUGCGAAAGCCAUGAUGGAUCUGGAAGCUUUUGAGAAAGUCAAGCUGAUCGAGCGGAAUCGCUGGGUUCUGAGCAGGCAACUCGAUGCCGACGCUGGUGGCCUGGUAGUUGGACAAGUCCGGGAUUUAGGUUUGGACGUUAUGCUCAGCAAGCGGGUGGGCAAGAUCGAAGUCACCGAGGACAAUUAUGUGAAGGGUGUUGUUUUUGAGGACGGGGAGAGAAUGGAUUGCUCCACUAUCUGUUUCGCAAUCGGUAUUAGAGCCCGCGACGAGCUGGCCCGGAAAGCUGGCAUCAAAUGUGCGGAUGGAGGAGGGGGCGGAAUCGUGGUUGGCGAGGACCUGUCCACAAGCGUCAAGGAUAUCUACGCAAUUGGCGAGUGUGCGAGCUGGGAGAACCAGACAUUUGGCCUCAUUGCUCCUGGUGUUGAGAUGGCCGAUGUCCUAUCCUUCAACCUCACACAGGCGAAGGUGCACUCAUAUCGGAAGUUCAAGCGACCGGAUUUGAGUACCAAGUUGAAGCUGUUAGGUGUCGAGGUUGCAAGUUUCGGAGACUUUUUCGCCGAUAGAGAUGGACCCAAGUUUCUCCCAGUGCGCGCGAGCAGAAAGAAGGAACAAACCCAAGAUGACCCGACCAAACCCACGGAUUGCACACCCCCGUCUCCCGUCAAGGCCUUGACGUACAAAGAUCCAUUCCAGAAUGUCUACAAGAAGUACUUGUUUACAUUGGACGGGAAGUAUCUACUUGGAGGAAUGAUGAUUGGUGAUACCAAGGACUACAUCAAGCUUGUGGCAAUGGUCAAGAACCAAAAGGCUCUGGAGGUUCCACCAAGUCAAUUCAUCCUGGGUGCAAGCAAAGAGGGAGACGAUGGCGCCGAUGAUUUGGACGACGACACACAAAUUUGCUCUUGUCACAAUGUCACCAAAGGAGACGUCGUCAAUUCGAUAAAAGAUGGAACCUGCAAGAGCAUAGGAGAUGUCAAAUCCUGCACCAAGGCGGGAACUGGUUGCGGCGGUUGCAUGCCUCUCGUUACCAGCAUUUUCAACACGCAGAUGAAAGCUAUGGGCCAGGAGAUCAAGAACCACCUCUGCCCACAUUUCAAUUUCUCUCGAGCGGAUCUCUACCACAUCAUUUCCGUCAAGGGAUUGAAGACAUUGGCGGAAGUUAUGAAGGAGGCCGGGACCGAUCCAACCAGCCAAGGCUGUGAAGCAUGCAAGCCUACCAUCGGUUCGAUUUUCGCCUCGCUCUACAACCAGCACGUUAUGAAGAAACCUUACCAGGGUCUACAAGAGACGAAUGAUCGGUACCUGGGAAACAUCCAGCGGAAUGGUACCUACUCUGUUAUUCCUCGUGUCAGCGCUGGAGAAAUUACCCCAGAGAAACUGAUCGUGAUGGGAAACGUCGCGAAGAAAUACAACUUAUAUACCAAGAUUACCGGUGGGCAGAGAAUUGACAUGUUUGGGGCAAAGAAACAAGAUUUGAUUCCCAUCUGGGAGGAACUUAACGCUGGUGGCUUGGAGAGUGGGCACGGAUAUGCCAAAUCUCUCAGAACCGUCAAGAGCUGUGUGGGCACAACAUGGUGUCGGUAUGGGAUUGGUGACAGUGUUGGUAUGGCUGUCCGAUUAGAAGAGCGAUAUAAGAGUAUCCGCGCCCCGCACAAAUUGAAGGGAGGUGUUAGUGGCUGUGUCCGCGAGUGUGCUGAAGCACAGAACAAAGACUUUGGCCUGAUUGCCACCGACAAGGGCUUCAACAUCUUCGUGGGCGGUAACGGUGGUGCGACGCCUCGGCACUGCGACCUCCUCGCAAAAGACGUACCUCCCGAUGAUGUUGUCACAAUCCUGGAUCGCUACCUCAUGUUCUACAUCCGCACCGCCGACAAGCUGCAAAGAACAGCACGCUGGAUUGAGAAUCUCCCUGGCGGCGUCAAGUACCUCCGCGAAGUCAUCCUCGAGGACAAGCUCGGCAUCUGCGCUUCAUUGGAAGCACAAAUGGAAGAACUGGUAGGCACUUUCUUCGACGAAUGGGCUGAAGCAGUCAAAGACCCAGAAAUCCGGAAGAAAUUUCAACAAUUCGACAACACUACAGAAACAUUGCAAAACAUGGAACUGGAAGAAGAUAGAGGACAGACACGGCCUGUAUAUUGGGCCAAGGAGAGUGUCAAGGAAGACUUCAAGAACACGAAGUGGACUUCUUUGACGUGGCAGCCCAUCAUUGAGGCUAGCCAUUUCAAGGGCGCUGACGAGACACCCAAUGGUAUCAGCGCGACAGUGAAGAGGGGUGACACUCAAUUGGCCAUCUUCAGGGUCAAGGGCAAGUACCUCGCCAGCCAGCAGAUGUGUCCGCACAAGCGCGCCUUCGUCCUCUCGGACGGACUGAUCGGCGACAAGGACGACCAGCUCUGGGUGUCAUGUCCGUACCACAAGCGGAACUUCAACCUGACGGGCGAGCAAGCCGGGCGAUGCCAGAACGACGAGGAGGUCAGCAUCGCGACCUUCCCGGUGGAGGAGCGCGAAGACGGCAUGGUGUAUCUGAAGCUGCCGCCGGUGCACGAGCUGGACGGCGUCCUGGGCACGAAGAAGUGGAUGGUGAAGAAGGGCGAGAGUGGCGCGCACCCCUUCGAGAAGCUGGAUAGGAGGCUUGGUCCCAAUGGGGUGGGCAUGAGAGGGAGAAAGCCCGCCGAGGCCAAGAAGGCCGUAGCGGCUGGUGGUGGGAAUGGCGAAGUGAAUAUUGACUGGUAAUGAUAACAACAUCUAUUAACGAGAUAUGUCCGGAGUAAAUGUAUAUAU